Messenger RNA from Nematocida major, 1746 nucleotides. RefSeq lists its product as uncharacterized. Lineage: Eukaryota; Fungi; Microsporidia. The transcript has a single exon. The record is from RefSeq and is a predicted model, not a curated record. The coding region runs from base 1 to 1746 and encodes 581 amino acids.
AUGAAUACAGAGAAAUCAGCAACACUAAAAAUCAACGUCGAAAAAAUACUAGAAAACUACAAGCAAAACGCCAUUUGUGAAGUGGACAAAGUAUUAGCUCCUGUGCCAACGAUCAACUGGCCGAGCUUCCUUUCCAAAAUAUUCAUUGGAAGCACACACAUGGAAUUCCCGGAGGAGGCCGAAGAAAACUGGAAAAACAAGAUCCAAGUCCUUUCUAGAAUCUUAGAGAUGAACACGAUAUGCUUUAUAAUGCAAAGCAAGGGGAAGUGCGCGCUUGAUUUCAGAAAUGCCGUUUUAGGGGAUGAAAUGGAUGAUGAACUCACCGGGAGAGCGGCACUGGAGAAGUGUGCGGAAAAAUGUGAGUUCAUCCGAAGAAACUUGACAGAAGACAAAAUAGACGGAGAGCCUACAAUAAAGGCCUUUAUGGAAGCAGAAACUGCAAAGAUGAUUCAUGUCAUAGAGUACAUCAGCAAAUUCAGCGAGUCGGAUGCGAAAAACUACAUAGAGCAUCUUAUUAACAUCACAACCAGACGCUUUAGCUUGCUAGCUCUAACCAGAGACCACUGCGACUACUCUCUGGAUAGCUUCUGCAGUAGAUACGAACAGAAAAACUCAAUCUCAAGCUCUGACAACAUAUACUCGCUGGAAGAGUUGUACACUCUUGAGAAAGACGGGAAACUUCUUCUGGAUGAGGUACUUGAAGAAACAUUCGGCAUAAUAUACAGAGAUUAUAGGUAUGUUAGCGUCUUCCGAACUGUUAAAGAGAUGGAAGCUAUGGACAUAAGCCCAGAGACGAUGAAGAGAAUCAGAAGCAUCAACCACCACAACAGAGCCAUCGUUUUCGAGCAAGAAUUUGUCUACCAGAUGCUUUACAUGGAAAGAAGUCUAGCUGACCUCGAAAGAAAUGCCAAAAUACUAGACGGCAUUCUCGAUGUAAAGAAGUCUAACCCCAUCGGAGCAGAUAUCUUUAGAAAGUCUGUGGAUCCAGUGCUUAUUUCCUUCAUUCUGUGCAAAUACAAAGACAAAAAAGCACUGCUGAAAAGACUCAUAGAAAGGGAAAAUGAUCUUAAGAAAAAAACACGCGAAAUACUUGGCAAGCUGGACUCAUUGGAACACGGCACAGAGGAAGCCAUGGAGUUGAAUGAGCAGAUUGAAUUCUACAAAUUGUUAAAAACCACAACAACCGAGGUUUUAAACCUUUUCCAAAACUACAGAGGGCUGGCUCUAGUUCAAAGGAAAGCUAUAUGGGCGAAGAUAGAGAGCUAUUCGAGAAAUCUCCAGGUUAAGAUUAAAGAUUUUGAUCUUCUCAGGAAAUCCAUGAUGCGAUACGAGGAGGACGAUUGUUUUUAUUGGGAUCUAUCAUCAGAUGAUGACGAAGUGGAAGACGACGUGAAAGACGAAGUGGAAGAAGCCCCGGAAUCUAAUCGGCCUUUUGACCAGAGUGCUAGUCACUUAAACAACAAUUCAGCUCCUGUUAAUGAACCGGCAGUUAUUCCGGCGACCGUUGAAACAGCUCCUGUUAAUGAACCGGCAGUUAUUCCGGCGACCGUUGAAACAGAUCCUGUUAAUAUUCAACAGGAAGCUACUCCAGUGAUAGUUGAAACAGUUCCUGUUAAUCCAGAGGAUAUAGAGUACAAAAAUUCCAAAAUUGAGAAUUUGUUGCAAGUUCUGCUGUGCCUUUUCUUUUCGCUAUUCAUAGUCUCUUCUUCUAUGGCUAUAUACGAAGAAAUACAAAGUCAAGCAUAA